Molecule: messenger RNA, 2327 nt
Organism: Rhododendron vialii
Lineage: Eukaryota; Viridiplantae; Streptophyta; Magnoliopsida; Ericales; Ericaceae
Exons: 3
Coding region: 84-2246 (720 amino acids)
Biological process (GO): rRNA base methylation
Cellular component (GO): cytoplasm
Molecular function (GO): rRNA (uridine-N3-)-methyltransferase activity
Source: RefSeq, a predicted model, not a curated record
UCUCACUUUCCUUUCUCCCUUUCUCUCUCUUCAAACUUGAUCAGAGCAGAGUCCUUCGAGUGAGAACAGAGAGAGAAACGUCCAUGGCGAUAGGGAUAGCGUGUGAUGCAUUGUUCAGAGCAGUGAAAGAAGAAAGGGAGAUAUGGGCGAAGCAUUACUGUUCGUCUCACCAGAUACUGCUAGUGGGCGAAGGGGACUUUUCAUUUUCUCUGAGUUUGGCUCACUCCUUUGGCUCUGCUUCUAACAUCGUCGCUUCUUCCCUCGACUCCUUCGAUGAAUUGAUUAAGAAGUACAAGCAAGCAAAAUCAAAUUUGGUAAAAUUGUUAAAGUUGGGUGCAUACCUUUUGCACGGAGUGGAUGCUACAGCUAUGAAGCUUCAUACUGAUCUCGAAAUGCGGAAGUUCGAUCGGAUUAUCUUUAAUUUUCCUCAUGCAGGCUUCCAUGGAAAAGAAGACAAUAAGCAUCUCAUCAAGAUGCAUAGGUAUGUUGUGUAUGGAUUUUUAUGGAAUGCAAGAGGCAUGCUGGGAGCCAAUGGCGAAAUUCACGUUAACCACAAAACCACAUUUCCAUAUAACCGGUGGAAUCUUGAGGAACUUGCCUCACAGAAUUGUUUGGCAUUGAUCGAGCGUGUGGAUUUUAAGGCAGAGGACUACCCAGGAUACAACAAUAAGAGAGGCCAAGGUCCGGGUAGUGACGAUACCUUUCAUUUGGGAGCUUGCAGUACCUAUAAAUUCGGAUUCUCACCUCACACCAAGAAAAGGCCAAAAGUUUCGUCGAGUUUGGAUAUGGCUCGCAUCACAUUUCAGAACUUUGUGCAGACUCCGAUUGAAACGGUACGACAGCCAAUUGUUCCUUACGAGUUCCGACAGCCUCAAACAAAUUUCUCUCCGUACGCAAACAACAUUCCCUACGAUCUAGGGUUACACCACGGUCAUGAAGUUUGGGAAUCGUUGUCAAAUCAUUAUAACUCUCAGUCUAAGAGUAAUGUUCAAGAUCUGAAAAGCAAGCUUUACAACAUCACCAAGACAACUACUAUAGAGUGUUAUGUUGAUACUAUUAAAGAGUAUGCCCAAAAAUUGGCUGCUGCGGGCAGUACAGUUGAUGAUGAUGAUCUCAUCUUUCAUACUUUAAGGGGUUUACCUAAGGUCUUCAAUGGUUUUAAGACUACAGUAAGGGCUUUACAGACCAGUGGCACACAUAUUACUUUUAAUGACGUUGUAAACAUGCUCAAUAGAGAAGACAUACAGCUUCUUCAGGAAUCUGAUCGAGAUGUCUCAACUGGCUCUGUUUUGGUUGUUGCUACUCAUGGAAAUCAAAUAGCACAAGGAAAAUUGCCAGACAUUUCUUCCUCUGGUGCUUCAUCAUCCAUGACUUCUCCAGGUUCCACGUCUUAUGAUGGUCUAAAUCACUCUUUUGGUCAACUUGGGAUAUCCACUCAGUCUGGUUCUACACAGCACUUUGUUUCCCCAAAUGUAUUUGGUUCUGUUCAAUCUCCACCUGUUCAGAUUCUUGGUCACCCUGAUUCUCAGUAUAUGUCACAGAUUUUACCACCAUCUCAAACGCAGCAACAUCAGUAUAUGCCUCAGAACAUGAUGCCACAACAGCAAUUGCAGCAGUCUUUUGUUUCCCCAAACAUGAAUUUUAAACAGCAAUUGCCGUGUGAUAUAUGUGGAAAAAGUAAUCAUUCUACCAACUGGUGUUACUAUCGACCUCAAUCACCACAAGUGUUUCCACCCUUUUCACAGUCUUAUCAGAAUUUUCAGUGGAGACAACCUAUUUCUCCUUGGAUGAAUCCCUUUCCUUAUCCUUCUGAAGUUCCUAUGUAUCAAUCUCAGAUACCACAAUCAUCAAGGGGCCCUAUGAUACCCUCACAGCAGAAUGCAUUUUCUGGUUCUCCGGCUUCCACAUCACAGCCUCAUUUUGCUGGUUUUACUGAGGCCUACACUGCUCCAUCCUUUUCUCAAAUUCCUGGCAUGGUUUCAGGCAGCUCCUCAUUUCAUGUUCCACCAUCAGUUGCCUAUAAUGAGGAUUAUGAUUUAGUUUCACCACAAGUUGCUGCUUCUUCUUCCCAACCAUGGUACUUUGAUAGUGGGGCAACAAAUCACAUCACCCACAGUAUUCAGAAUCUUGCUCAUCCUCAACCUGCUGUUAUGAAUGAUGGCAUCAUGGUUGGUAAUGGAUCUCAUCUUCAAGCCUCUCAUACUGGUAAGGGUUUGCUACCAACACCUUCAUUUACUAUUCAGUGAUCCAAAGUACUUCAUACACCACAAAUCACUCAUAAUCUGAUAUCUGUUUUCCAAUUUGCCAAAGAUAACCAUUGCUCACUU